This is a messenger RNA of Pseudovirgaria hyperparasitica, 1186 nucleotides long. RefSeq names its product phosphotransferase enzyme family protein. Lineage: Eukaryota; Fungi; Ascomycota; Dothideomycetes; Acrospermales; Acrospermaceae. The record is from RefSeq and is a predicted model, not a curated record. The coding region runs from base 185 to 1054 and encodes 289 amino acids. The transcript is spliced from 3 exons.
CGUCAUUAUCUUGUGUUCAGACAGGGAACAAAGCUGAACCGUGCCGCAAGGUUUACCCCACACACAGCGCAGCGCAGUUCACAUCCCUAGGUCUUUUCUAGACUCUACAUUACCAACAUACGAACGUUGCUUUGCUCAGACUCCCUUGUCUUGAAAGCCUAUCGCUGCACUUCAAGCAGCUGCAAUGCCCGAACUGUACAAUUCAAUGCCCUCCAGUCCACAAAUAAAUGUGCUGUAUCUAGCCCCGGGACAAGAAAUCAUUAGCCCAGAACAACUUUGGGCAUCAAAUCCGGAGAGAUUGGCUACAGGAACGGGCACACAGCUCGCAAAAAUGUCUCCAUCAAUUUUAGUGAAAUACGGUACCCAUGUGUCUCUCAUCGAAGCCAAGAACAUGCUGUAUGUGGCUGAAAAAACAUCAAUACCCAUCCCGAAACUGUUUGCAGCAUAUGCAUACGGGCCUCUGGACCGAGACGUUGACGACUUCGGAAGUGUCUAUGAUACGUAUCUCUUUAUGGAGUUUAUCGAAGGCGAGGACCUAGGAAAGUCAUGGGCAAAAUACACCUCCGCUGAGAAGCAAAUGAUCUCAACAGACCUAAAGAAGCACAUGACAGAGCUUCGUUCUCUCCCGGCACCGAAUUACAUCGGAUCUGUACAUGAGGGACCAGUCACUGAUAUUAUGUUAGAGUGGUCUACAACCAUCAGAGGUCCGUUUAAAAGCGAACAAGACUUCAAUAAAACGAUUGUUGACACCUUUAUCACCAAAUCAAAAGGCCAGAUCGGUCCCUACAUCCGUGGCAUGGUUAAUGCAUACAAGCAUGGAAUUGUCUUCACUCAUGGCGACCUCAGACCUGAUAAUAUUAUCGCCAAGAACGGUCGUGUGGCAGCAAUCAUUGACUGGCAGAUGUCAGGGUGGUACCCAGAUUAUUGGGAAUUCGCCAAAGCGUUUUAUAUCGAACAUUUCACUAAUGACUGGGCAUCAUAUCUACUAGGCGUUCUCACACCGUAUUAUGGUGAGCAGUUGAUGUAUGAUCGAUUGAUGAGUGUAUUAUGGUAGCUAAUAGUAAAGCUUCCAAGUUGUAAUAGCUCAUAUAACUUAUUGCUACUUAGGUUAAGAGCUCUUAUAAACAGGACACUAAUGGUUAAAUAUCCUCUCACUUUAGAUAAUCUAAUAUAUAUUAUAAUGAAG